Messenger RNA from Funneliformis geosporum, 200 nucleotides. NCBI's taxonomy places the organism in Eukaryota, Fungi, Glomeromycota, Glomeromycetes, Glomerales, Glomeraceae. The record is from the annotation of a GenBank genome assembly.
AACCAAUGACCGCUUUUGAGCAUGGUGCUGUUGUAUUUGAUGUAUACACAAACUUUUAUGACUUAUACAAACUCCUUAAUCCAACUAUUAGUCUUGAUAAAGGAACCUACAAUUUUGUUCGUUCAAUAUUCAAAUACUUUUACAAAUACAAAGAUGAUGACAAAACUUUGCGUAAGUUUUCUCAUGAAGAUCCUGCUUGA